ACAAGAGGAGAGGAAAAACAAAAACAAAAGAAACAGGGAACAAGUUCUCCAUCUUUCAGUACAAAUGGAAACCUCCAUGUGAAGCUGAAGAAGGAACGUUGAUAAUGAGCAACCAAGUAGAAACGGAAAGAAAGUUUGUUCAAUUCAUUUGUAACGAAUGUGAAGUGGAUAUGUUCGAGAAACGCCCCGCAAAACUCAUAUACUUGACAAGCAAUUGCUACGCCUUCGAUCAAGAAGGUUCGGAUGUCGUUGAAGAGCAGCCCGAUCAAGUGCCACGUCAACCUGUAGUGCGGCGAUUCGAUUUGAUUUGUUUCAUUUUCGCAAUGGUCACUUAUGUUUUUGAUAUUAUCAGUGAUAUUGUCACAGGAAUUUUCCACUACUACGAUGGAA
Ostertagia ostertagi is the source of this 390-nucleotide messenger RNA. The record is from the annotation of a GenBank genome assembly. NCBI's taxonomy places the organism in Eukaryota, Metazoa, Nematoda, Chromadorea, Rhabditida, Trichostrongylidae.